Eimeria tenella is the source of this 1719-nucleotide messenger RNA. RefSeq lists its product as uncharacterized. The coding region runs from base 1 to 1719 and encodes 572 amino acids. The transcript is spliced from 2 exons. The record is from RefSeq and is a predicted model, not a curated record. NCBI's taxonomy places the organism in Eukaryota, Apicomplexa, Conoidasida, Eucoccidiorida, Eimeriidae.
AUGCUUCUUGGAGACCUCGGAGAGGUGAUCAUACAGAAACUGAGCGUACAGAAUAUUCUGAAGGACCGCCUGAGGUUUCCGCUACAGGAGCUCACUCGAAGCCUUCUAGAUGGGCCAGCAGAGAACCUUCAGAUACAGAUGGAGAAGGAAGUAGAAGAGAAUCUAGAGAUGCUUCUUGGAUACCUCGGAGAGGUGACCGUACAGAAACUGAGCCUACAGAAUAUUCUGAAGGAGCGCCUCGACAAUCAGCUUCAGAAGCUUCCUCGAACCCUUCUAAAAUGGCCCGCAGAGAACAUUCAGAUAGAUAUGAAGAAGCGAGUAGAAGAGAAUCUGGAGAUGCUCCUUGGAUGCCUUGGAGAGGUGACCGUACAGGAACUGAUCCCACAGAAUAUUCUGAAGAAGCGCCUGGAGAUUCCGCUGCAGGAGCUCACUCGAGGCCUUUUAGAUGGGCCAGCAGAGAACCUUCAGAUACAUAUGGCGAAGGAAGUAGAAGAGAAUCUAGGUAUGCUUCUUGGAUACCUCGGAGAAGUGACCGUACAGGAACGGAUCCUACAGAAUAUUCUGAAGGAGCGACUAGACAAACAGCUUCAGAAGCUUCCUCGAGCCCUUCUAAACUGGCCCCCAGGGAACAUCCAGAUAGAUAUGGAGAGGUCAGUAGAAGAGAAUCUGGAGAUGCUUCUUGGUUACCUCGGAGAGGUGACCGUACAGGAACUGAUCCCACAGAAUAUUCUGAUGGAGCGCCUGGAGAGACCGCGGCAGGAGCUCACUCGAGCCCUUCUGAAAUGGCCCGCAGAGAACCUCCAGUUACACAUGGAGAAGGAAUUAGAAGAGAAUCAAGAGAUGGUUCUUGGAGACCUCGGAGAGGUGACCAUACAGAAACUGAGCGUACAGAAUAUUCUGAAGGACCGCCUGGAGAUUCCGCUACAGGGGCUUCCUCGAGUGCUUUUAGACGGGCCCACAGAGAACAUUCAAGUACACAUGGAGAACGAAGAAGAAGAGAAUCUAGAGAUGCUUAUUGGAGACCUUGGAGAGGAACUGAUCCCACAGAAUAUUCUGAAGAAGCGCCUGGAGAUUCCGCUGCAGGAGCUCACUCGAGGCCUUUUAGAUGGGCCAGCAGAGAACCUUCAGAUACAUAUGGCGAAGGAAGUAGAAGAGAAUCUAGGUAUGCUUCUUGGAUACCUCGGAGAAGUGACCGUACAGGAACGGAUCCUACAGAAUAUUCUGAAGGAGCGACUAGACAAACAGCUUCAGAAGCUUCCUCGAGCCCUUCUAAACUGGCCCCCAGGGAACAUCCAGAUAGAUAUGGAGAGGUCAGUAGAAGAGAAUCUGGAGAUGCUUCUUGGUUACCUCGGAGAGGUGACCGUACAGGAACUGAUCCCACAGAAUAUUCUGAUGGAGCGCCUGGAGAGACCGCGGCAGGAGCUCACUCGAGCCCUUCUGAAAUGGCCCGCAGAGAACCUCCAGUUACACAUGGAGAAGGAAUUAGAAGAGAAUCAAGAGAUGGUUCUUGGAGACCUCGGAGAGGUGACCAUACAGAAACUGAGCGUACAGAAUAUUCUGAAGGACCGCCUGGAGAUUCCGCUACAGGGGCUUCCUCGAGUGCUUUUAGACGGGCCCACAGAGAACAUUCAAGUACACAUGGAGAACGAAGAAGAAGAGAAUCUAGAGAUGCUUAUUGGAGACCUUGGAGAGGUGACCGUCCAGGAUCCCAUCCUAUAG